UAGGCCUUGAAUUCGUAGUCCCUUCCUCUACCUGGGAGCCAGUAUAAAAUACUUUCAGUUGAACAUCGAUAUUCAUACCGGUCGGGGCUGUUGGACAAGUCGAAUUUUCUUUCGAUACAAAAUUUUCCUAUUUUCGUGUUGAGUGAUUUAAACUAGACCAGUUCAGAAUGUGCUGCAGUUAUCCUUGCUGUCCCUAUGCUGCCCUGUGUCCCUGUGGUGGCUUGGGACCCAGUGGGUUCUACGACCCUUGCUUUGGAUCCUUCCUUGGUCCGUGUAAUACAUGGUGCGGUCCCAGUGGUCCUGGGUUUUGGGGCGGACGCUGCUGUUGAGCUGCAGUAUCCUGAUCUUCAAAGGCCGCCGUUUAACUGGUCUUGUUCUAGACGCCGUCAGAAGAAAAUAAGGAAAACUACCUAUGAGUUUGUGCCAUCUCUUCAACAGACCCCAUUCCAAAAUUCAAGAGUAUUGUAAAUAGUGCGCCAUCCUCUCUACAAUAAAAUUUGUAUUUAUCAUA
This is a messenger RNA of Drosophila ananassae, 511 nucleotides long. Its product is annotated as male-specific sperm protein Mst84Dc. The transcript is spliced from 2 exons. NCBI's taxonomy places the organism in Eukaryota, Metazoa, Arthropoda, Insecta, Diptera, Drosophilidae. The record is from RefSeq and is a predicted model, not a curated record. The coding region runs from base 168 to 329 and encodes 53 amino acids.